AAAACCAACCCACACGCCAACACGAAAACAGAGCACACCCCCAAAACCCAAGCCUAGGGAGAAAAAACCUCACUGGUGGCCCUCAGGCGGAGGGGUUUCCAAAUUGGGUAAAAGGCAGAGUGGAGGAGCGGGGAAGUGAUAACUAGCAAAGUUGCAGACCUCUGAACCUACUGGCUCUGAAGCCUCUCCCUGUGAGCGUGGGGGAGACUCACUCUCCGGUGGGGGGGGCGUUUGGGUCCCCCCCACCCCUCCUCCCUCGCUCCUUCACACCUCAGGCUUUCUCCUGGCCUCCCACCCCUGCACCCUGUUUCCAUCAUGACGGUGAUGUCCGGGGAGAAUGCGGACGAGGCUUCGGCCGCUCCGGGUCACCCCCAGGAUGGCAGCUACCCAAGGCAAGCCGACCACGACGACCACGAAUGCUGCGAGCGCGUGGUGAUCAACAUCUCCGGGCUGCGCUUCGAGACGCAGCUCAAGACCUUGGCACAGUUCCCCAACACGCUGUUGGGCAACCCAAAGAAACGCAUGCGCUACUUUGACCCCCUGAGGAACGAGUAUUUCUUUGACCGCAACCGUCCCAGUUUCGAUGCUAUCCUUUACUACUAUCAGUCGGGGGGCCGCCUGCGCAGGCCGGUCAACGUGCCCCUGGACAUGUUCUCAGAGGAGAUCAAAUUUUACGAGUUGGGCGAGGAGGCCAUGGAGAAGUUCCGGGAAGAUGAAGGCUUCAUCAAGGAAGAGGAGCGCCCCCUACCGGAGAAGGAGUACCAGCGCCAGGUGUGGCUGCUCUUUGAGUAUCCGGAGAGCUCCGGGCCUGCCAGGGUUAUCGCCAUCGUGUCCGUCAUGGUCAUCCUCAUCUCCAUAGUUAUCUUUUGCCUGGAGACUCUCCCUGAGCUGAAGGAUGACAAGGACUUCACGGGCACCAUCCACCGCAUCGACAACACCACAGUCAUCUAUACUUCCAACAUCUUCACAGACCCCUUCUUCAUUGUGGAAACCUUGUGUAUCAUCUGGUUCUCUUUUGAGCUGGUGGUGCGCUUCUUCGCCUGCCCCAGCAAGACGGAUUUCUUUAAGAACAUCAUGAACUUCAUCGACAUUGUGGCCAUCAUCCCUUAUUUCAUUACCCUGGGCACGGAGAUAGCUGAGCAAGAGGGAAAUCAGAAGGGCGAGCAGGCCACUUCCCUGGCCAUCCUCAGGGUCAUCCGCUUGGUAAGGGUGUUCAGAAUCUUCAAACUCUCCCGCCACUCUAAGGGCCUCCAGAUAUUGGGCCAGACCCUCAAAGCUAGUAUGAGGGAGUUAGGGUUGCUCAUCUUUUUCCUCUUCAUUGGGGUCAUACUGUUUUCUAGCGCAGUGUACUUUGCCGAGGCGGAAGAAGCUGAGUCGCACUUCUCCAGUAUCCCCGAUGCUUUCUGGUGGGCGGUGGUGUCCAUGACCACUGUGGGAUACGGUGACAUGUACCCUGUGACAAUUGGAGGCAAGAUCGUGGGCUCCUUGUGUGCCAUCGCUGGUGUGCUGACAAUUGCCCUGCCCGUACCUGUCAUUGUGUCCAAUUUCAACUAUUUCUACCACCGAGAAACUGAGGGGGAAGAGCAGGCUCAGUUGCUCCACGUUAGCUCUCCUAACUUAGCUUCUGACAGUGACGUCAGCCGACGCAGCUCCUCUACUAUCAGCAAGUCUGAGUACAUGGAGAUCGAAGAGGAUAUGAACAAUAGCAUAGCCCAUUACAGACAGGCUAAUAUCAGAACUGGUAACUGCACCACAGCUGAUCAAAACUGCGUUAAUAAGAGCAAGCUCCUGACCGAUGUUUAAAAAGCAACAGGCAAGCAAGCAAAAGCCCCAAUACGACCCCCCACCCCCUGGCGACUCUGGUCCCACUCUGUAGAUACUUUACUAAAAACGUUAGUCUUUGAAUGCUUUAUUUAACUGUCAAUGCAUUGUUGCAUUGUGAAUUUGGGGAGUGGCAAAUCCGAAGCUUUCAAGAUCCAUUAAAAAUAAAAAUCCCAACUAUUUUCAUUUUAUCAAAAAUGAGAAAAGAAAGAGUAUUUUAUAAAACUGGCUUAAAUGCUGUCCACUAAGUAGUUUGUGUGAAAUACGGCUCAUGCUUUCCUUGUACUGAAAUAUUUCUAAUUUUUUGACUUAAGUUUGUUUGUUUUGUUUUUUUAAUCUAAAGAUCAGAUGACCACUUAGGAAUAUAAAAAGGCAAAUUUGCAUGGGACUCUAUUCUAAAAUCUUUGCAAAACCGCACAGCACAUUUCAGAUAGUGUACCGUGUGGAACACUCUGUAACUGUCUCAGUGGUCAGUGAAAAAAAAAAAAGCUUUUAUUUUGACCAACUGAAUUGCAUACAAGGCAAAACAAAAUCCGGACUAAUUAUGACUGGUUCAGAAAGCACCUUGAAAAAUCUGUUACUGGUCCCAGUCUGCUGGGAUUUUCCAUCUGCCCCUUUCUCCUUAACUCAGUCUAUUCUUUCUAGAAAAGGGUAAAUUGAUUAAAUGAGUUGAUUCAUCUGUAGGGCUGCUAAAGUUUUCUCAACUGCAGAUGAUCCAAACAUAGGUCUUUUCUCACCAAUCCUGCACCCUGACCCCUGACCUUCUGAAGUGGAUGUAAAACCUUACCCUCCUUAUUGCAAGAGCACAAGAGUUAACUGGUAAGCAUGUCUGAGUCUGAUAACAUUUAUUUUAUAAUCGCAUGCUGAGAAAGUUAACCCAGACAAUAGAGAAUAAGCUUACGUUGAAAUUGACUCUUCUAAAUAUAGGCUCUUUUUCAUUUGCAUUCACCAAAAGUGCACUCCUUCACUUAUUAACUCUUCUUAGCAACUAAAGUACUGUAUCUAAGUACAUACAUUAGUCACAUGGGAACAAUCCCUUUUUGGAGCUCAAAGCAUGUUCUCUUAGCAUUAUGGCCUAUUUGAUUAAGAUAUACCUUGACUUAAUUGAUGCAUGAUUUCAGUAAUAAAAAAAAUGAUAAAAUACUAAAAAUUACAAGUCUGUGGGAUGAAAGGCCCAAAAGAAACAAUGGGGUGGGGGUGGAGGUGGGGUACACUCCCGUCAAAUUUUCCUGCCUUUGCUCAGGGAAAUGUCAAGCUUCUGUGUAGGGAUAGGUAGAGAGAGGACCAGUAUGCCCAUCCUUUAAAGGAAAACUGUGGAAAACUAAAUAAGUCAUCAAGGUAUUUCAUAGACCUAAGACAAGCAUUCUUUCUAGCUGAAUAUAAAUACAAGCAAACAAACAAACAAACAAACAAACAAAAAAAGGUGCAAUAUUGCAUGGUUUUUUGGUGCAUUCUUAGGAUGUAAGUGAUAAUGUUUAUCUCUUUAUGCACCCCAGAGCUGAGCUGAUUUCUUUUUGCAGUCAUGAUUUGGAGUCCAUAGAGACUUCGUCCCUCCCCUUGAGGCUCCCUGAAGAAACUCAGCCAAUUGAUUUAAUAGUUGCUUAGUGCCUUUAUCUGUACCCACAGUGCACUGCAGAAAGUGCCUCUGUAACUCAGCUGGGAUGUUAUUUAACAGAAGGGAGGAAGGGUUGGGGCACAGACCUUUUGCUUUUUGUUUUGUUUGUUUUUCCAUCCUCACACUCUCACUUCACCACUGUGAGAAGACCACACCACCCUCAGAGCCCCAAAGAAGAGAGAGAGAGAGAGAGAGAG
This is a messenger RNA of Acomys russatus (golden spiny mouse), 3633 nucleotides long. RefSeq names its product potassium voltage-gated channel subfamily A member 1 (gene Kcna1). The record is from RefSeq and is a predicted model, not a curated record. Bases 316 to 1803 code for a protein of 495 amino acids. The transcript has a single exon. Gene Ontology annotation, cellular component: dendrite; juxtaparanode region of axon; membrane. Gene Ontology annotation, biological process: potassium ion transmembrane transport; protein homooligomerization. Lineage: Eukaryota; Metazoa; Chordata; Mammalia; Rodentia; Muridae. Gene Ontology annotation, molecular function: protein binding; delayed rectifier potassium channel activity.